Messenger RNA from Xyrauchen texanus (razorback sucker), 1491 nucleotides. It is a transcript of the gene txnl4a, whose product is annotated as thioredoxin-like 4A. The transcript is spliced from 4 exons. Gene Ontology annotation, biological process: mRNA splicing, via spliceosome. Gene Ontology annotation, cellular component: U5 snRNP; spliceosomal complex; U4/U6 x U5 tri-snRNP complex. The coding region runs from base 149 to 577 and encodes 142 amino acids. The record is from RefSeq and is a predicted model, not a curated record. NCBI's taxonomy places the organism in Eukaryota, Metazoa, Chordata, Actinopteri, Cypriniformes, Catostomidae.
CGUUUACAAGCGUUGUCCACUAGCAUCCCACGGUUCAGUACGUAAAUACAAGAAAGCGCUCUUAUAAACUAAUAAAAGAACGCACAAUUAUUCCAAACAUUUAAAUCCUAAUUUAUAUUGUAAGGAGUAUAUUUGGAUCUCCGUCAAAAUGUCGUACAUGCUCCCUCAUCUUCACAAUGGCUGGCAGGUUGACCAGGCUAUUUUAUCCGAAGAGGAUCGUGUGAUUGUUAUCCGCUUUGGCCACGACUGGGACCCUACAUGUAUGAAAAUGGACGAGGUUUUGUACAGUAUGGCAGAGAAGGUAAAGAAUUUUGCAGUCAUUUACCUCGUAGACAUCACAGAGGUGCCAGAUUUCAACAAGAUGUAUGAGUUGUAUGACCCUUGCACAGUCAUGUUCUUUUUCAGGAACAAGCACAUCAUGAUUGAUCUUGGCACUGGUAACAACAAUAAAAUAAACUGGACCAUGGAGGACAAGCAGGAAAUGAUUGACAUUGUUGAGACUGUUUACAGGGGGGCGAGGAAAGGAAGAGGUCUUGUGGUUUCCCCUAAAGACUACUCCACAAAAUAUAGAUACUGAGCUCUGUGCCUUGUUUUUUCUUUUUUUCUCUCUAAUAAACAUCUUGGUUGGACAAGAUCCGAGCAUUCAGUAAAAAGGCCAUUUGGAUUAUUUAAUGACCUUAUCUGGGAUUUACAUCUGUAUUUAAAUGUAUUUACACUGUUGCAAUUAUAGUCAUCAGAAACAUGUCUUUUGUAGUUUUAUUUUCUUCUGAAAAUGCCACUUUAUUUUAAAGGAAUUAAACAUUUUUUUUUUUUAUCAGUUUCUGCUCUUUGUGUUUCCAAGCUCUAAUUUUUCCUGGCAACAAUAAUAGUUCAUUUUUAUCCAUAAUAAAUACCAAAAUCAAAACUAAUUAUGUGCCCAAAAUCAAAAUGAACUGCCUUUAUUGAUGAGCUGGAGCAAGAAAAAUGUUUUAUUAUGGGUGGGUUUGUUGCAGCAUGGGCCUGCAUUGACAGCUUCAAGAAAAUCACAAAAGAGAUUUAUUUGUGAAACAUGCACAAAAAUUAUAAUGUAGCUCUAAGACAUACACCAUGUUUUUUUUUUUUUUUUUUUACUUUAAAGGUAUUUGUAUAUGGUGAACCUUAUAUACCCCAAUCUUAUUUAAAAAAAUUUUAAAGGGUGGGUGAGUCGAAAUUAAUUGUUGUGUUAACUAACAUUAUGCUACAAAUGCUAUUGAUUGAGCUUCAUUUGUAUUGAACCCGGAAUAUUCCUUUAAACUGAUAGUUGCUUUAUUAAUAAUUUGGGAAUUUGGUAUGCCUACAUUAACCCAUCAUAACAAAGAAAAUGACUGACUGACUGACAGGAAUUAAGUCGCUAGCCCGACACUGUUUAAAUAGGGCCCUUUCAACUCCUAUUGCUAUGGAGGACCAAGUCAGCCAAUAUUAAAUAUAAAUAUUUCCAAAUGUAAAACAAUUAAAAAAAAGUACAAAAAAUGU